Molecule: messenger RNA, 818 nt
Organism: Rhododendron vialii
Lineage: Eukaryota; Viridiplantae; Streptophyta; Magnoliopsida; Ericales; Ericaceae
Product: GPI-anchored protein LLG3-like
Exons: 3
Coding region: 177-659 (160 amino acids)
Source: RefSeq, a predicted model, not a curated record
UCUCCGCACCUCUCGUCUCUCUCUCUCUCUCUCGAUCUCUCGACCACUCCUCUCCUCCUAAUGCUGAGAAACAGAAACCGUCCCCAGAACAUCAAGGGGUCGGUUCUAAACCUGUCUGAAGACAACCCAUUUGGUCGAUCCAACGUUUUUGUUCGAACGCCCAAAUACAGAAGCAAAUGGCGUCGAACAAUCGAUGGUUCUGUGUGAUCCUCUUCGCCCUCCUAACGGGAUUGGCUUCUUCAACCUUCAUUCCUGGUGAUGUCUUUCAAUCUCAUGGGUAUACAGCUCGUGCCCUCCUUCAGGCCAAAACAGCGUGCACUGUGGAUUUCGAGCAUCAGAACUACACAAUCAUCACAAGCCAGUGCAAAGGACCCAAUUUCCAAGCGGGUCCCUGUUGCACUGCCUUAAAGGAAUUCGCGUGCCCUUACUCUGUAGAGAUCAGCGACGAUAAAAGUGAUUGUGCUUCAACCAUGUUCAGCUACAUUAACGCCAUGGGAAACUACCCCCCUGCUCUCUUUUCCAGCUUGUGCGUUGAAGGGAAGCAAGGCCUAGAUUGCGGUAAUUUUACCUCUACGAAAACAUCCGUCAACAACAGGGCCGCACCAAUGCCAAUGAUGGUCACGGCUUCCUUCUUCAUGUUACUAUUCCAUUUGUUUUGAAAGGAUGAUUCUCAUUGGUUGAACUAAACUAUGUGUGAAUUGUUUUGGUACAUUCUCUUCUGUGAUUUUUAGUGAAAACGGAGACUGCCUCCAAGGUUGUAUUUUUCACUGAUGGUAUUCUUGAACUGAAACUGAGGAACUAAAAAUUAUACAGUCCCA